ACUCAAAAUGGGUAGUGAAGGGUCACCAAAGCUACCUAUUCUCAAUAUCUCUAGUGAAAAUCUGAAACCAGGGACAACUUCUUGGGUCUCUACUCGCAAGAAAGUGAUCCAAGCCCUUGAAGAAUUUGGCAUCUUCGUUGUGAACUGCGAUGAAAUAAUCCCAUCACAGCUCCAUGAUGACACUUUUGGCGUUUUGCAAGAACUCUUCGCUCUUCCCACGGAGACUAAAAUGAAGAACCAGUAUGAGAUACCCUUGAACGGCUACGUAGGCCAGAUCUCCAAACUUCCUCUCCACGAGAGCUUGGGCAUUGACGACGCUACAUCUUUGCAGGCCACUGAGAAAUUCACGAACCUUAUGUGGCCUAAUGGCAAUGAUCUCUUUUGCAAUGUCAUUGAUUCGUAUGCGAAACUUGUGGCGGAGUUGGACCGGAUUAUUACGAGAAUGAUAUUCGAGAGCUACAAUUCGGAGAAAUAUUACGAUCCUUACAUCGGAUCAACGAAGUACCUCCUUCGGCUCUUAAAGAAUAGGGCACCUCUAGAGAAUGAGCGUAAUCUUGGAUUCAUCCCUCACACAGACAAGAGCUUCACCACCAUUCUUCAUCAAGACGGCGAAGUUAACGGCUUGGAGGUCGAAACAAAGGACGGAGAAUGGAUCACUGUUGAGCUGUCGCCUUCGAAAUUCGUCUUCAUGGCUGGAGAUGCAUUAAUGGCAUGGAGCAAUGACAGGAUACAAUCUCCAACCCACAAGGUGACCAUUAAUGGCAAGGAAGACAGAUACUCCCUCGCGCUGUUUUCAUUCAACAAUGGAACGCUACAAGUUCCCGAAGAGCUAGUUGAUGACGAUCACCCGUUAAAGUACAAGCCGUUCGAUCAUCUUGGUCUACUCCGAUUCUAUCGUACCGACCACGGUUUUAAAUCCAAGUGUCCAAUCAAAGCCUAUUGUGGCGUUUAG
Molecule: messenger RNA, 952 nt
Organism: Rhodamnia argentea
Lineage: Eukaryota; Viridiplantae; Streptophyta; Magnoliopsida; Myrtales; Myrtaceae
Product: 2-oxoglutarate-dependent dioxygenase AOP2-like
Exons: 3
Coding region: 8-952 (314 amino acids)
Molecular function (GO): dioxygenase activity
Source: RefSeq, a predicted model, not a curated record